Messenger RNA from Moneuplotes crassus, 3839 nucleotides. The record is from the annotation of a GenBank genome assembly. NCBI's taxonomy places the organism in Eukaryota, Ciliophora, Spirotrichea, Euplotida, Euplotidae.
AUUUCUUGAAAUGGAGUCGACUCCUCCAAUUGCUUCGACCCCGAAGUUUGCAUUCGGGAUCAACGGUAACAUGCGGAACUGCAUCUUCUUCCUUGAUGACCAGAGAGUGAUCUACCCAUGUGGCCAUAAUGUGAUCAUCCUUACAAUUGGCGAUGACAAAACUCAGGAAUAUAUUCCUUGCAUUGAAGGAAGUGAAGGGAUUACAGCCAUGGCUUUAUCAUACAACAAAGCCUAUCUUGCAGUCUGAGAAAGGUCAGAGAAAGCUCUCUGCAGCAUCUACUCAUUUGACAAUAAGAAACGGAGGAAAAUCAUUUGCUCGGACAACCUGAAUGACAGAGAAUUUAUAUCUGUGGCGUUCUCUCAUCAAAACGAGAAGAACCACCUUGUAACCUUGACUGGAGGCCAAGACGGAAUGGUCAUUCUCUGGCAGUGGAAGAAAAGCAAGUGCAUCGCUUAUCAGAAAGUCGGUAUUUCUGAAGGUCAGACGCUCUACGACGUGUCUUUCAGCAUCCAAGACUUCAACUCGCUCAUCGUCACUGGUAACGGAGUCUACAAGUACUUCAAACUCAAAGACAAUGGACUCAGGCCUGAGCAUUCUGGGCUGAACCAGAAGCGAGAAUAUCACUUCAGCAACCACUUUACAUGCCACACUUGGCUUCCGGACGGUAAAGCCAUCGUUUGUACCGAUCAGGGAGAACUCCUGCUUCUGGAAUCCACCGGAGAACUCAAAAUGUUUCUGUCCUGAAGCCCAGGAGAUGGCUUCUACAUCGAGAGCAUCACCACAUAUUCGAAAGGGUUCAUGAUUGCAGGUGACACUGGACAAAUCAUGGUCUAUGAGAAAACUGAUGAGCCCAAGAAACCGUUCGCUUACGUUGCAACUUGGCCAAAUGAAGACCCUAAGAAAGAAAAGAAGUACUCUGAAUUGUUGCUUUCGAUUAUGGCCAGCAGAAUAAAAUGCAUUGCUCUUUCAAGCAACGAUGAUACCCUUGUGUUCUCAACUGAGAACAACCAGCUUAUGAAGGUCAACGUGAACCUGGAGAAAUCAAGUGAGUCCUCGAUCAAAUACGAAUACUUGAUUUACCCAUUCCAUUCGAAAGCCAUUACAGGACUCGAUGUAUGCAUCAAGAAGCAUCUUGUGGCAACAUGUUCUGCUGACAAGACUGUCCGGAUCUGGAACUACGGAGGCCAAACACCCAAACUUGAAAUAUGUGAGACCUUCCAAGAAGAAGCCAAUUCAGUUGCAUUUCACCCAUCAGGAUAUCACAUUGUGGUUGGCUUUACCGACAAAAUCCGGAUGAUGAAUGUGUUUUCUGAGAAGAAACUCAGCACUUUCAAAGAAAUCCUGAUUAAGUCUUGCAGAGAGAUCCAGUUUUCAAACGGAGGCCACUUGUUUGCUUGUACAAACAGUGACAUCAUUCAGGUGUAUAACUUCUACACCGGAGAGAACCUCCCAACCAUGAUUUUCCAUGAGCAUGAAAGCAAAGUCAGGUGCAUUUCAUGGGCUGAAGAUGACAGCUACUUUGCUUCAGCUGGCUGGGACGGCAAAAUUUACGUUUGGAACAUCAAGAGCAAUACCAAGCCAGAAUACAGCUUUGAAAGCAAGGGAACCAACUUCACUUCAGUAGCCAAAAUGCCUCACCACAACACGUUGUAUGCAGUCAGCUCAGACAGAAUGAUUCGAGAGCUUUCGUACAAAGUAAAGGAAGAUAAGAACGACGCAUCCGUAGCUGCUCACAUUUCGACUGAUAAGAAGGAAACGGAGUUCCCCAUCGAAGCCCGAGAAGUCCUCAGGUUCGACGCCAACCCCACCAAGUUUUCGCAAGUUGUGCUGCUUAACGGAGGCAGAGGCAUGAUCGUGGGAACCGCAGACGAGUCAAGGCCAGGCAUGAUCAUGAUAUUCAGGCCGGACAUGGAGCGGGCUUGAGACAUCCAAGCACACUCGCAGCCAGUGGAGCGACUGAAGCUGAGCUUCGACAACCAGACUUUGUUCAGUGCUGGCCAAGAUGGCACAUUCUUCAUUUUCAACUUAGAAGAUCCUCUUUUCAAGAGUCAGAAAGAGCCACCUCAAAUUCAGCCAUCUGAGGAAAUUUUAUGAGAAAAAGCUGAACUCAGAGAACUUUUACAGGCUAUUGAACAUCUUAAACGUGAAAACGAUAGUCUGACUCAACUUAAAGAAACUGAAAAGAAGCGUAUUGAAGCUGUGAACAAUGAACAAAUUGAGAAGCUCAAAGAAGAUAGAGAUAAAGCUAAAGAGGCUGCUAAAGCUAAACAGAAACAAUUAGUUGAUGAAAUUGCAGAGCUCGAAGCAAGAUACAAAGACCAGAUAGAAAAGAAGAAUCUCUCAAAUCAAGACGAGCUUGAACGUAGAGAGAAAGAUUUCCAAGAGAAGAAGCAACAAGACAUGCUUCGUUACAAAGAACUAGAGCAAAAGAUGAAGGAAGAGGAGGAAAAGAUCGAAGCUCAGAUUAAUAGACUUCACCUCGAACAUGAAGAAGCUCUUGAGAAAUUAAAACUAGACAAUGAGAAGGAAAUCAGGAAAAUGAAAGAUCGUGCUGCAGAACUUAUGGAACAAAAGAUGAGCAUGGAGAAGGAGAAUAAGACUACUAGGGACGAACUAGAGAAUAUGUACUGGGAAGAGAUCGAUGAAAUGAAGGAGAAGAAUAAGAAUGAACUUUAUAAGCAGACCAAGCUAGGUCUUGACGCUAAGUCAGAACUGACUACUAUAUCAGCGAAGUGUACAGAAGCCAAGACUGAUAAGGAAGGCAAGGAACAGGAGAUUAAGGAGAAUGAAGAGAAGUUGAAUAAUGAAAUUCAGAACCAGAGAGCAUUGAAGAGUGAGAUUGAGAAUCAGAUUAAUGAAAUUGCAGAGAGGAAAAGAACUAUUGCUGAUAAAGAAACCAGGAUUUUCCAGUUGAAGAAGAAAACUCAGGAGUUGGAGAAGUUCAAGUUCGUGCUUGAUUAUAAGAUUAAGGAGCUUAAGAGAGAUAUUAACCCCAAAGAAGCAGAGAUUAAUAAGCUCAAUGAACAAACCACCAAAAUGGACCAAGAGUUGAAGCAUUUUACUAGAGUCAAUGAGAACCUUGCUUUGAUUGUUGAUGAUCUCCGUAUGAGACAAGAAGGGCUCCAAAAAGAAGUCGAAGGCCAGAAUAAGAAGAUUGAAAGUCAACAGAAGUACGUUAAGAAGUUCAAUGAUGAUCUCUUUGACUGAGUCAACAAUCUUAGCAACAAGAAAGCACUUAAGAAGGAUAUUAUCAACCUUCACAAGAAAUAUAUUUUAGAAGAAGCCAGUUCUAGUAAAGGUAGCAAGAUGGAAGGAGAGGCUGAUAUUCAGAAGAAAUAUGCUGCAAAGAGAAAAUAUCUUGAGAAGAGUGUCAAUUAUCUUAGAAUCAUGAUUGCAAAAGACUCUAGCAAUCAUAAGCAAGAAUACACUAGGUAUAUGAAGGAGAAUGUCACAUUGCUCCAGGAAAUUAAUGAUUUAAGAAAAGAAGUUAAGACUCUCGAAGCAACCUUUAAGAGUCAGAAAAAGAGACAGAAAGACACUAUGGGAAGCAGGUUCUCUGCUCGUGAUGAAAUAGGAGGCUCUCAACACGGAAAUAUGGACCCAGAAACUGUCAAAGAACUCAACAUGCAGGACAACAUUCUUCAGAAUCUAACCAGAGAACUUGCAGAAAUCAAAGAAGACAAUGACAACCUGCAGACCAGAGCUAGGUCUUCGAGAGGUGCCAGGAACCUCGCUCCAAUUCCAAGGCCAGAAGACAACAAAGAAGAAGAUCCUGUCAUCAACGAAUCAGAAAAGAGGCUGGACGACUUCAGAGACGAAGAGGAGGCACAGAGAUAAG